GAACAAACUGAAGGGCUGCAUCACCGUUAGUCACAGAUCACUUCCCAGGCUGCUAUUCCAAAAUCUUUCUUCUUAUCUGUUGCCGCAAGAACCUGCUUGUUGCCAUGGCGGCGUCGUUGGUCAUGCUUAGCGAGCAAGACGGGGCGAGACGGCGAACAAUGGAGAAGGCGAUGCGAGUGAUGCAGCUACUCCACAACGACGUGCCCUAUAACGCGGAAGAUUCCGAUCCCAGUGAUCGGAUCGCCACCGCGGCGAUUAGACGAGUCCCCAUUGACGCGCAGGCUUCGCCACGUCAGCAACAGCCGAGCCACCGGCGAGGGUCGUCAAGAGUCUCCUUGCAACAUUCGGCGGAAUUCGGAUACGAAAUAACGACGCCUAAUUUGCGUGCUUCUCGAACCGCAUCGGACUCCUCGUUUUCUGGCUCCAAGUCCUCGCCCUCGCCGCGUUUGGCGGCGUCUCGUUCAAGCAGCAGCGCUUCGACGAGGUCCCCUAACAGCUCCGACGAGCCGCUGACUCCCGUGCCGCCCUACCACCGACCUCUCGACCCGCCUUCUCAAGCACGACGCCGCCCCCAGAUUCGCCUCGACGCGGCGAGUACGUCGGCGCUCGAAUCGCUGUCGAGUCUUCGCCGCAGCAGCAGCAGCAGUAGCAGCAGCGGGGGGAGCAAGCAGGCUACUUCAACCGGCGGUUUUAACAAGUCUCAAAGCCUGGGCAGCGACACAACGAGCAGCGUCACCCCGAGAACACCGAGGACACCCCAUGGCGCGCGCCAUGCUUCUCUAGUGAGCGGCUCUCCCGCUCUCGCGCCGCCGCAAGGAGUCGCGACCUCGCCGAGGCGCCCCAUUCCCCUCGGCGCGGCGGCGGGGGUGCCGCAAUCCCGUCGGCUGCGCCACCACGACACGUGGCAUGGCGAGUCGCUAGAUCGCGCAGUGAUCCCGAAGGCGCGGGCCGACGUCCCGUGCUUGUCGCAUCAUCUGUCGCCGCGAGAGCUGCCACGUCAGAAGCAUCACCAAUCUGCAGCCGCCAGUCGCGAACAGCGCGCCGAGCCCGCUCCGUGCUCCCACCAUCCUCAUCACCAUCAUCAUCAUCCGUCGCCGCGCGUUUCCCGCGGAGCAAUUCCGAGUCGUGGAAUGUGCAAAAGCCGAUCCGACCCUGCCCUCAUGGACCUUGCGGAAUCGCCAAACCUGCCAGGUGGCGCGCCCGCCGGUGACAUCGCUGCGGUGGAGAGCUCUCCGACCGAUCCGAGCAUCUUGAGAGCAGCGCCGCAGGCGUCGAGGCGGCCCAACGGGAAUCCAAACGGUCGCAUUAGGCGGCCAGCAGCGUUGGUGAUCGACUGCGAUGCAGCUGACGAUGGCGACGACCUGUCGUCCCCACCAAAGAGCGCUCGCGCCCCGCCUACUAGCGCCGGCUCCGCUGCUUGGAACCACAAACACAGUGAAGUCGGCUCCAGCCCUUCCUUGCGGCCUUUAAAUCCGCAUGGCGCGACACGCGACGCGGGGCGGGAGCCGGCACGAACUGCAGCCGACAGCUCGCCCCGCUUCCCCUGCGCCAUUCCGUCACCACGACUGACCCACCCGGUUUCUCCUGCAGCCAAUCAGCGGUUGCCACGUCAGCCAGCAUCUCCCUCCGUGGGUAGCACCUCAGCAGUGCAGGCUGCUAGGGGACGGAGGAGAAUUGGUGACGACCAACCCUUCAGCCGACGGGUGAGUCGCUUCCACACGUGGGACAGCGAGCAGCUCAACGACGAGCCCACGCCGCAGAUUGCAGUAACACCUGCCCCAGUUCCCCCUUCAUGCCCAGAGCCUCGGAGAAACGGGGGUUUCUUGGGGCGGCGAUACGCUGGAAUCCAGUCAGAUGGGUGUCGACGACAAGUGAAUGGCGGAAAUUAUGAUGAUGGUGGUGGUGCGCACACCGUGUCGCCACAUGGAUACCCGCCCAUGAUGUCCCAUUCCCAGUCGAUCGACCUUGCCCACUCCCUUCCCCUCGCCCGCUCUCCUACCCACUCGCCCUCCUGCUCCCACGCGCCCCAGCGAUUCCUUGCGCCGUCCCCCUCGCUCCCAGCCCCCCUUCCGCCCCGCCGCUCGCACCAGGGGGGCUGGGGCAUGCCAGGGGGCAACGAGGAUAUGUAUGGCGGCGAGGUGAGGGGUGCGCAAGGGCGAGGGCGGGAGGAGGCAGCAGGUGCGGCAGACACCAUGUGGCACCUGGGACAGCAGGAGGGCGGGUGGGAUGGAGUGGCGGAGGAGGCGAUAUGGGAGGACGAGUGUGAAGGGCCGGAGGUGUGGGCAAUGAUGGAGUGGCAGAAGGGCGUGGAGGAGGCUGAAGCAGAGCUUUGGUUGGGCGGUUUGGCAGGGCAGGAAGAGACCGAGGAGACGGGUGAUGGGCCUGUGAUCCAUCAUCCCCACACACAAGCACACCAGCAGUAUGGUGCCCCGCCCCCACACAUUGGAGAUGGGCCGUUUGGGUAUCAAUCCGCAGAGGCGUAUCCUCAGCAUCCUAUUCUCGUCCGGGACUGUUCGGAUCAUGGCCAGCCACAGGCUGAGGCAACAGAGGGAAGGGAUGCCCAGAGAUCUGGCAGGGAUGCUGAGGCCGAGGGGGUGAAAGCGGCUGAAAGCAGGGGAAGCACCAAGAGCGGCAGCUCUGGUGUGGGUAGCGUCGUGAAGCCCAAGAGCAAGCUGCAGAGAUCGCUGAGCGACGACGAUGAGGAAGAGGAUCAGCCCAAGGAUGCAAGGCCGACCCGUGAUGAGGGCAGCAGGCAACAACAGCAGCGGAAAAAAGUGCUGCUUCAAAGGUCUUUGAGUGAUGACAGUGAUGAUCAUGGUGGGGCCAGUGGAAGGAAGGUGGGGAAGAAAGGGCGUGACAUGGUGGAAGGGAAGGCAAAAAGGGGAGGUGAAAGAAAGGAGUUGAAGGGUGGAGCAAAAGGUUUAGUCAUGCGUGUUGGCAGCAAGCAGGAUCCUGAGAAAGGAGCACGUGGUGAAGGGAAGCCCAAAAAGCAGAGGAACAAGAGCUUCGUGUAGAAAAUUGUUGUCAACAGGCGCGUUAUAAGGGUUCAUCUCAGCUCAACCGUUUUAGCUCAGAUAGAUGUGCUGAAACGCAAAGCAUCAUAAGGGAUCGCAUGAAACGGAAUUCAAGCAGAAAUCAUUACAGGUUACACCUUUCGUC
Messenger RNA from Closterium sp. NIES-67, 3159 nucleotides. The record is from the annotation of a GenBank genome assembly. Lineage: Eukaryota; Viridiplantae; Streptophyta; Zygnematophyceae; Desmidiales; Closteriaceae.